Phragmites australis (common reed) is the source of this 750-nucleotide messenger RNA. RefSeq lists its product as uncharacterized. The record is from RefSeq and is a predicted model, not a curated record. NCBI's taxonomy places the organism in Eukaryota, Viridiplantae, Streptophyta, Magnoliopsida, Poales, Poaceae. Bases 1 to 750 code for a protein of 249 amino acids. The transcript is spliced from 2 exons.
AUGGCGUCCAGCCCGUCGGGGUCCUCGACGUCCUCCCUCAGCAACCCCUUUGUUGUCCCUGAACCCACGCCACUCGCUGUCGCUGCUGUCCAGCUCGUGAACAUCCGUGCACAUAUGCCGGUCAUCCUCAAGCACGACGACGCCAACUACAACACCUGGCGCACCUUCUUCGAGAUGGCGCUCCGCAAGUUUGGUCUGCUCGACCAUAUCGAUUACGCGAUCGUCUCCUGGCUCUAUACUUCGGUGUCCAAGGCGGUGAUGGACACUGUUGUUCAUCCUCACCUGAUGGCCUACUCGCUCUGGACGGCGAUCCACGGGCUUUUCCGCGACAAUGCCAUGAAGCAUGCAGUGUAUGCGCUGCAGGAGUUUCAUAGCCUCUACCAAGGUGAGAUGACGAUCAACGCCUGCUUCACCCGUCUCAAGACCCUCACCGACACGCUGAACGACGUCGGACACCCAAUCUCCGACCAGGCACUCGUCAUCAACGCGCUGCGUGGCCUGAACUCCAAAUUUAGCCAUGCCAUCGGCGUCCUCACCUCCAAGCUUUCGCCACCAACCUUCUUGUACACUCGCUCCUAUCCGAUACAGGAUGAGAACCGAAUGGAGCACACGGCCAAGAUGGAGGCCCGCGUUGCUCGCUGCGGCCUCUUCUUCCUCUGCAUCCUCGACUGGGUCUACGCCUACGUUGGCGUCCUCGGCAUCCGCUGCACACUCGACAUUUUUCCCGUCCAAGGCCAACAACAACAAUAA